UUUUUUUCUUCCCCUUCCCGCGAGGCUCGAGCUGCUUGCCGCGCGACUCGGUUGGAUGCUAGGUAGCUGUCGUAAUAUAUUUUGAAACAAAAGUAGAAGCUGUAAGCCGCCAACAUGGCGAAGCAAAGCUCUAUCUUCAAGUUCUUCACCAAGUCUCCGCCGCCUGCGUCCAACAACAAGCCGAAGCCGAGCCCUUCUCCGGCCGAGGCGGACCUGCCUUCCUCGGUGCAGAAGUCCAACUCGUCCCCUAAAGAAGAAGCCAAGCAGACGGAGCAGCCGGAGUCGUCCAAACCCAACAAACUUAAACAGAAAAACAACUCAAAGUCUUCGAGCAGCAAAGGGUUCAAGAAGCUGUUCGACGGCGCUAAAGCCCCGGCGACAGAAAACAGCAGUAACUCCACCUUGUUCAGUGCUGGUGACCUUGUGUGGGCAAAACUGGAAGGACACCCCUGGUGGCCUUGCAUGGUCGUACCCCAACCUCUGACUGGCCAGCAGACGAGGAAGUGUGGUCGGGAUCAACGCAUACAUGUGCAUUUUUUUGACAAACCUCCUACAAGAGGGUGGGUCAGCACCAAAUAUGUCAGAGCCUAUCAAGGCUCUGACAGUAGUGAUGUAAAACCUGGAGGAGUGUUCUUCAGUGGCAAACCUGUGAUUCGCCGUGCAAUGGAGCUCGCUGAUGGACUUGUUUUUGACAGUCCUGAAAAAAGGUUGAAAAUACCAAUCUGCAUGGAUCCAUCUGAUGAGGAGGAAGAAGAUGAGGAGGAAAUGGAGCUUGGCGAAUCAAGUGUAACAGAUGAAGAUGUCAGUGAUGUAGAUGAAAAGAAAAACAAGGAAGUGAAACCGUCUAAAGUCAGUCGACAAUCGACGCGCUCUUCAAAGGAUGAAGCGAGCAAAGCCAAGCGACGGCGCAUCGUAGUGGCCUCCGAUAGCGACGAAUCAGACGAGGAGUUCAAACCGGAACACGCUGCGUCCAGCAGUGAGGAUGAAGGCGAAGGGGGGACGGUGAGCAGUGCUGAGGAAGAGAAGGAGAGCAGCCAAGAGUCAGAAGCAGAAAGCCCGGUCAAACCCCUAAAGCGGAAACGUCCUGCGGGGAAGCCUGUAAAUAUGAAACCAAAGAAAGCGGUUGUCCAGUCCGCUGCACCUGUACGAGCGGUCACCGCUGAUACAAAGUCCCGCUUAUUAGCGUUCUCCGCUCCUGAUAACUUUGAGAGCCAAACAGAAGGAGCGGGGUCCGCCGGAGGUGCAACGAUUUGGGAUCACGAGAAGCUGGAGUGGUUACAGGACGGCAAGAGGAAAGACCGAAAAAGGCGACGGCAGACCGACGACGACCAUGAUCCCACCACGUUGUACGUUCCCGAAGACUUUCUGAACAAAAUCACUCCCGGUAUACGUCGCUGGUGGCAACUCAAAUCCGAGAUGUUCGAUACUGUCAUUUUCUACAAGGUGGGCAAGUUUUACGAGCUCUACCACAUGGAUGCCGUCAUCGGCGUCAACGAGCUGGGCCUGACUUUCAUGAAGGGGUCCUGGGCGCACUCGGGCUUCCCGGAGAUCGGAUUUGCUCGUUUCUCAGACGUGCUGGUUCAGAAAGGAUACAAGGUGGCCCGCGUGGAGCAGACCGAGACCCCUGAGAUGAUGGAAGCCCGCUGCAAGACCAUGGUGAAACCCACCAAGUUCGACCGCGUAGUGAAAAGAGAAGUGUGCCGAAUUAUCACGCGCGGCACCCAAACCUACAGCGUGCUGGACGGCGCUCCCUCAGAGAGUCAGAGCAAGUUCCUUCUCAGUCUGAAAGAAAAGGCCGAGGACGAAAGCUCCGGCCGGCGCCGCACUUACGGCGUCUGCUUCGUGGACACGUCUGUGGGGUACUUCCACGUCGGCCAGUUCUCGGACGACCGCCACUGCUCGCGCCUGCGCACCCUGGUAUCGCACUUCUCUCCGGCCGAGGUGCUUUUCGAAAAGGGCAACCCGUCCGUGGAGACACGGAAAAUACUCAAGGCGUCUCUGUCCUCGGCGCUGCAGGAAGCCCUGAAUGCGGGAACCCAGUUCUGGGACGCUCAGAAAACUCUUAAAAACCUGUCGGAGGAGAAUUAUUUUGCAGAGAUGCCUGGAGAGGAGCGGAGCCCUGGCAGCAGUUUCCUCCCCGCUGUCCUGAGGCAGAUGACCUCUGAAAGUGACUCCCUGUGCUUGACGCCCAGAGAAGGCUAUGAGCUGGCUCUCUCAGCUUUGGGCGGAUGCAUUUUCUACCUGAAGAAAUGUCUGAUAGAUAAAGAGCUGCUGUCUAUGGCUAACUUUGAAGAAUACGUCCCUGUUGAUGUGGAGCUGGAGAGCGCAACCGGACCCGGCAGUUUUUUUGCUCAGACUCGUCAGCGUAUGGUUCUGGAUGGAGUGACGCUGGCAAACUUGGAGAUCUUUCAGAAUGGGUCCGGGGGAACCGAGGGGACGCUGCUGGAGCGUUUGGACACUUGUUCCACUCCUUUCGGCAAGAGGCUCCUGAAGCAGUGGCUCUGCGCUCCGCUGUGUAACCCCACAUCCAUCGAGGACCGACUGGACGCAGUGGAGGACCUGAUGGGAGCUCAGGCUCAAGCAGCCGAAGUCUCGGAUCUGCUGAAGAAGCUUCCGGAUCUGGAGCGGCUGCUGAGUAAAAUCCACAGCAUCGGGACUCCGUUGAAGGGCCAGGACCACCCCGACAGCAGAGCGGUUCUCUACGAGGACGUCACCUACAGCAAACGCAAGAUCGCGGACUUCCUCUCCGCGCUGGAAGGUUUCAAAACCAUGCAGGAGAUCGUUUCCAUCUUCGCCACGGUUUCGGGCGAGUUUCGUUCCAAGUUGCUCCUUCAAGUUGUCAGCAUGAAGACAGAAAAGGACGGCCUCUUUCCCGACCUCUCAGCGGAACUCAAGCGCUGGGAGACUGCUUUCGAUCACCAGAAAGCCCGCUCUACCGGCGUCAUAACCCCCAAAGCUGGGUUUGACCCCGAGUACGACCAGGCUCUGGCAGGAAUCAAGAGCUGCGAGCGAGAGCUGCAGGAUUACCUGGACAGGCAGAAGAAGCGCCUCGGCUGUAAGAGCAUGGCCUUCUGGGGAACGGGACGGAACCGCUUUCAGAUGGAAGUUCCCGACAGCGUCUCGGAGCGGAACAUCCCCGAGGAGUACGAAGUGAAGUCGACAAAGAAAGGCUGCAAGCGUUACGUAACGAAGGAGUCUGAGCGUCUGUUCUCUGAGCUCCAAGGCUUUGAGGAGAAGAGGGACGCUGCACUGAAGGACUGCAUGAGGAGGCUCUUCUACAACUUCGACAAGAACUACAAAGACUGGAAGACGGGAGUGGAGUGCAUGGCUGUGCUGGAUGUCCUGUUGGCUUUGUCACGCUACAGUCAGGGUGGAGACGGGCCGAUGGCCAGGCCGCAGGUGGUGCUGCCGGAGGAUGACGGCCAGGUCGUGCCCUUCGUUAGCCUAACCGGAUCCCGUCACCCCUGUGUCACAAAGACGUUUUUCGGUGACGACUUCAUUCCCAACGACGUCUUCAUUGGCUGUCCUGGAAACAGUGAAAGCGACGAGGUGGAAGGUUGUGCCUCGUGUGUUCUGGUCACAGGACCCAACAUGGGCGGCAAGUCGACCCUCAUGCGACAAUGUGGACUUGUGAUCAUAUUGGCUCAGCUGGGAUGUUACGUUCCCGCUGAGAGCCUCCGCUUCACACCAGUCGACCGGGUCUUCACCCGGCUGGGAGCCUCGGAUCGAAUCAUGGCUGGAGAGAGCACCUUCUACGUGGAACUGAGCGAGACCGCCUCCAUCUUGCACCACGCCACCAAACAUUCCCUCGUGCUCCUCGAUGAACUGGGAAGGGGCACUGCCACGUACGACGGCACAGCCAUCGCCAGCGCUGUUGUGAAGGAGCUCGCGGAGAAGAUCUGCUGUCGCACGCUUUUCUCUACGCAUUACCACUCCCUGGUGGAGGAUUACGCCAACAAUCCUGCAGUGCGUUUAGGACACAUGGCCUGCAUGGUGGAGAACGAAUGCGAGGACCCGAGCCAGGAGACCAUCACGUUCCUCUACAAGUUCAUCACCGGCGCCUGUCCAAAGAGCUACGGGUUCAACGCCGCGCGACUCGCCAACUUACCCGAGGUGGUGAUCCAGUCGGGACACAGAAAGGCCCGAGAGUUCGAGAGAAGCACCGUCAGCCUCCGAUUAUUCAAGAAGCUCUGUCAGUUUGCUGAGGAUCCCACUGCGGACACUGCUCACUUCACUCCACUUGUUCAACUCCUCAACACCCUUUAACUUGUAAACAAACCUUACUGUUGUUUUCUGUUCGUUAGGCACCUGGUGAGGAAGAAAAACACUACUGAAAUGAUCUAAUAAAGUUUAUUUUUUAAAAAUGA
Messenger RNA from Austrofundulus limnaeus, 4367 nucleotides. It is a transcript of the gene msh6, whose product is annotated as mutS homolog 6 (E. coli). The record is from RefSeq and is a predicted model, not a curated record. Gene Ontology annotation, molecular function: mismatched DNA binding; ATP binding; ATP-dependent DNA damage sensor activity. The coding region runs from base 115 to 4266 and encodes 1383 amino acids. NCBI's taxonomy places the organism in Eukaryota, Metazoa, Chordata, Actinopteri, Cyprinodontiformes, Rivulidae. Gene Ontology annotation, biological process: mismatch repair. The transcript is spliced from 10 exons. Gene Ontology annotation, cellular component: nucleus; MutSalpha complex.